CCACGUGUCUUCCGUGUGCAGUUAUUCCUCCACAUUUUCCACCGCUAGUGUUUCGUCGUCUUCUAUAAAAACGCGGUGGAACUUAUAAGUGUUGGGCACAGUAAGGCCUAUAAGACUUGAAACGUAACAUUACGUUGUUGUAAUAAUGUUUCCUUCUACUUCACUCCUUUCUGAAUUUGAAUGCCCUCUUUAUCAACGCGGUCGUUGUAAUCGACCCUUUUGCAAGUACCAACAUGAGGACCGUCCAGGUAAUGGGAAUGUUUCUCCCAUAAUAACGCGAGGAGUUGAAAGGCACCAUGGGUCUUCUUGUGAAACAUUAAGCACCCAAGAAGAUAACGGCGCUUGCUUACUAGAACUUGAAAAAAUUAAAAAACAAAUUGAAUCAGUCAAAUGUGAGGUUGAGCAACAACAGAGAAAGCUGUCUCAUUACAAGACUAGAAAAAAUGACCAAUACAGGAUGUGCACAUCUGUGUCCAAAAGUAAAAAUAAAAUUGCAGCAAACAACCCAAGUGCCAACAAAUAUGUAUUGGAGAAAUCUAGGCCCCUUACUGAUUUGGAAUAUGAUCCUUGUUCAAAUUUUUCCUCUGGCUUAUUGUCAAGCACUUUAUCAGAUUGUAGUGUCAAACCGUGUAAAGACAAAGAGAUUGCACUGGAGCAAUGCAAGAAAAAGGAUAAUCAAAGUAAUGACCAAGAGACAAAAAUAUCUCAUCAUUCUGAUGACUCCGAUGAUGGAACACUUGUAAUUGAUGUGCCAUGUUUGGAGGAGGAUCCACGAGGUCUCAAGGGAGUUGCACAAACCAUGUCCACUGAAGCCAAACCCACAGAAUCUCCCCCAAAGGAAAUCCGUGAGGCUAAACAAUGUAUAGCUCUCUCUAGUGACUGUGCGCUGUCCACGCAUAAAAACCUGCAGACAAAUGAACAAUGUGAGAAAGAACUACUUAAAUCACCUGUGAAAAGUUCAGAAGAAGCAAAGACCAGAAAUGGAAAAGUAUUGCAUUGCUUUGAAAGAGGCAGAGAGAUUGCGGCAUCAAGUUUACCAGAUGCUGGUCUGUCUGCAACUAAAGAGGGAACAGAAAUCAACCAUGGUACUUCACGUUCUCAUCACAAAGAAAGGGAAGAAAGGCCUAAUAUUGAGAAUGUUCUAGAUGACCUUUCUGCUUGUCUUGACGAUCUGAGGAAUCAGAGUGAAACAAUUGGCUGUACAAGUGACCUGGAACUAGUUCCGAAAAUGAAUGGAAAUGCCUUGGAUGUCGGUAAUCAAAACGAAGACCUGGAAUUCUGUAGUCUCCAGCAAGAGCUACAGGUCCAGAUUGACAGUCUAGAAAAGGCACUGGAGGGACCCAACAAAAAUCACCAAUUUCCUCUUCUCCCCACUGCACCCCAAAGUCAUAUUCAACACACUGUGGCACCUAAAGAAAACCUGCAACUUUUUGACCACCAAACCACUUCCUUAUUUCCUUCAAAACACACCAGGAGCAGUGGUCAGGAUGUUGAAUGUUUCACAGGCUCGUACUGGACCUCAGUGCAAAAUGUUAAAAACGAAACAGGUACUUCUAAACUUCCUGCACCUUCAUUCAUGACUGCACAGCACUUGGAUGGGGGGCAGAGUGUACAGUCUAUAAGAUGUCUAGAUGCAGCGGUGACCGCGUCAAACCCCAACCGGUUUCAGAUGCUAAAGAAGCCAAUGGGUGAACCAAGUGUUGGGUAUGUUGUCCAUCAAGCCCCUGCGGUACUUCGUCCACCAGCUGCAGCCACAGUGCCCAGAAGAAUGGAAAAAGAGGAGACCGACAUUUUCUCAAGUUCUGAGGAGGAAGAGCUCAAUUACUCUGACCUGGAUUUGUCUGAAAGUGACCCGAUGGAAGAGUGCUACAAGAUUUUCAUGGAGGGAAAUAAAGAUGGUGAUUCCGGCAUCCAGGAUGCUUCCCCUGUGCAAGCAGGUAAACUUGCAGAGGCUGACCUGAAACUGAAAAUGGACAGUGGACAGAAGAAAAGAAUGGCCCAUACACCAAAAUUUGAGGCAGCCCCUACUAAACCCAAACCACAGGUGAUCAUCCCCCUGCGAGGUGAAGCAUCUCUGAUGACCUCAGCACCUGUGAGAAGGCCACAGCCACAGCAGCAGUUUAUCCAUCGGCAGCCGUCUGUGCUGACCACAGCAAUCAGGGGCAUCCAGGGACCAGGCCCCUCCAUUGGGCAUAUCAGCAAAUACGCCCAAUUCACUUCACACCCCAGCCUUCCACAAAAUGCGUGUGUUAACAUCAUACCAGUCGGAACCACCGUCCAGCUGCCUCCCAACAUGCACUUCAUUCUCCCUCAUGGGCACUACAUGCCCAUGACUGUGUCUAUGCCCAUGACUGUGUCUCCCCCCGUAGUGAUGCCACGGGCUGUGCACCUUACGCCCGCUAAACCAGUGCAAGUCAAACGCAAAGCAAAAGAGAGGAGUGAAGUGGGCGUUAAGGUCCCACACAACGUGAGGCAGCGCUAUGUCAACCUUUUUGUUGAAGAGUUCCUGAAAACCUCUGCCACUGUGCCUGAAGCUUUUGAAAAGGCUUUAGUUGAGGAGAAGUCUGUGUAUGAACGCAGCAUCAACAGACUGAAGUAUCUGAGUGUAGCUGUGAAUGCCCUGAAGAAACUGAAGAGCCAAAACAGUGUGCCCUCCAAAGGUGGAACAGAGAAUACAGCAAAAGAAUCCAAGGGCAACAUAGCACUCAAAGCCUGUGCGCUUCAUGGAGCAGGAGAUUGUGCUCUUCAUGAGAGUCUGAAGGAGCACAUCCUGUCUGAUGACAUGCUAAGGAAAAACGGCUAUCCUUUUCAACACCCUGGCCACCCUGGCUAUGCUAUGCAGUGUGGUGAGAGGAAAAAGACCAUGGCUGACGCAUUGAAAAGAAUCUGCUGCCGUUGUGGCUCAACCUUUUCUGUCAGCCAAACAGGAAAACACACUCGGACAGAGGAGUGCACCUACCACUAUGGAAAAGUUGUUGAAAACAGGGUGCCGGGCGGCGUGGAGUCCCGCUACAGCUGCUGUGAGGCCACGGCGGGGGCUUCUGGGUGCCAAGUGUUCAAGCUUCAUGUCCACGACGCCUGCAGCCUGUCUGGCUUCGUGAGCACCGUGCCGGCAGCCUCGUCUGAGCGGUGCUGUCCAGGAGUCUAUGCGAUAGACUGCGAGAUGUGUUACACAACACAGGGUCUGGAGCUGGCCAGAGUGACUGUGGUCAAUUCCAGCCUGCAGGUCAUCUACGACACCUUUGUCCAACCUGAGAGUGAGGUCAUUGAUUACAACACCAGGUUCUCUGGUGUUACUGAGAAGGAUGUGAGAGCCACCAGUGUCCAUCUGAAGGACGUUCAGAACACGCUUCUGAACUUCAUCACUUCAGACACCAUCCUGAUUGGCCAUGAGCUGGAGAAUGACCUCUGUGCCCUUAAACUCCUUCAUGGCAUGGUUGUGGACACUUCUGUGGUGUUUCCUCACCGGCUGGGGCCUCCACACAAGCUAGAGUUGCACCACCUAACUGCUGACUACCUCAGAAGGAUCAUCCAGGAAAGUGUGGACGGCCAUGACACAGGCGAGAACGCAACAGCGUGCAUGGAGCUGAUGCUCUGGAGGGUCAAGGAAGAUGCCAAAGUGAAGAGGUGGUGAAAAUGUUGCCUGCGGGCAGAGCAUCAAAAUGUCCACCAGAGGGGGAGAUGGUUCCACACUGGCCCUAUAUAAUGGCUGCUUCAGCGCUACAGCCACAUCAAUUUGUAUACCUCAUCAUGAACAUAUCCAUUCUCUCGAUGUGUGGACUUCUCCCAUGAGAGACAUAUUUCAGUUACACAAAAAGAGUUUUUGAAAGAUGGUUUAUUUGUGAAAAUCAGAAAAAGAGUUCUUGGUGGGGGGAAUAAAGGUUAUGGUAUUGUCUUUGAAGAGGCUUUGAACAUGGAACACCAGGUCGUGAAAAAUGUUGGCCUUGCUGAGUUCCUUUUGUUAACAUAAUGUUCGUCCAUUUUCUUCCGGUUUUAUUUUUUGUUUGUGUUUUAUUUUGCAAUAUUUAUUUUAGCCUUAUAUGCCAAAUUAUGUAAAUAUGAGUGGACAUAAGAAAUAUCACACCUGGAAAAGCACAGAUUGAUGUGUACUUUCAUAGUAAAUGGGGGCACAAAUAAAUUGAGCUGUCUGGCAUUUGUUUGAAAUGUCACAUCUACACUUAAUAGGCUGUUAAUAAGGAAGAUGGGAACACCAGCUGUAGCUAAUUAAUUCAUCUAACUCUAGCAGUGUGAAAAGUUUAUUAAAAUCUCUGCUUGUUUUGAUUGAGAAACGUAAGUCACAGCCAUGUUAUCAGAGAGAUGUUCCAGUGUUAAAUGUCAAAUUAGCUGAACAGUGACAUUGUAUUGUGCAUCAAUACAGAUUGUGUCUGAACUGUAAGUGUUUCCAUAAGUUAGCUAUGGAGUUUUUAC
Molecule: messenger RNA, 4428 nt
Organism: Alosa sapidissima (American shad)
Lineage: Eukaryota; Metazoa; Chordata; Actinopteri; Clupeiformes; Clupeidae
Exons: 16
Coding region: 146-3634 (1162 amino acids)
Cellular component (GO): nucleus
Molecular function (GO): nucleic acid binding; metal ion binding; exonuclease activity
Source: RefSeq, a predicted model, not a curated record